Linum tenue is the source of this 1179-nucleotide messenger RNA. The record is from the annotation of a GenBank genome assembly. NCBI's taxonomy places the organism in Eukaryota, Viridiplantae, Streptophyta, Magnoliopsida, Malpighiales, Linaceae.
AUGAAAAGGUCAGUUCGUCCCGUCUUUAGCAUUCUCAUAUUCGUUCUCUUCGCCGUCACUCUCAGCUUCCGGAUCCUGCUCCGCCGGACCUUGUUCGCCUCGAUUGAGCUUCCGCACAAUGUAAUCAUGCCCCACCCUGAAAUCGCCCCUGUCUUCAAUUCCACUCUGUUGAAAUACGCCGCCAUAGACAUAGGCGAGGCCAAGGCCAAGCAGGAGAUCGAGCAGUUGCUGGAGGGGAAUUUCGCCAGCAGGGGAAGGUACAGGACUUUCGCUACUUGGAGAAGGUUCAACAACCAUGACCCUAAAGCGACUUCUUCUCGAGGGAUCCCGGUGAUGCUCAGAUCCCCUGAAUUCUACCGCUACUGGCUCGACUUCCGGCGGCUUCUCCAUCUCUGGGCGAGGAACAGAAGGUAUUAUCCUGAUAUAAUGAACGAGCUCGUCGAGCUCGUGAAGAAGCCAAUCGAGAAGCAGAAAGGGACGAGCUCGAAUUCGAAUUCGCGACGUUAUGCUUCUUGUGCCGUGGUGGGCAACAGUGGGAUCUUGCUGCAGAAGGAGUACGGGAAGUUGAUCGAUAGCAAUGAGAUAGUGAUUCGAUUGAACAACGCCAGGACGGCCAAGUUCGAGAAGAAUGUAGGGGCGAAAACCGAUCUGUCUUUUGUAAAUAGCAACAUUGUGCAUCUAUGUGCUAGGAGGCAGGGUUGCUUCUGCCAUCCAUAUGGCCCUGAGGUGCCCAUUGCUAUGUACAUUUGCCAGCCAGCUCAUUUCCUGGACUACACGCUGUGCAAUUCUUCACAUAAGUCGCCGUUGAUCGUCACUGAUCCGAGAUUCGACCUGUUGUGUACGAGGAUCGUGAAGUAUUACUCGUUGAGGAGGUUCGCUGCGGAGACUGGGAAGUCGUUGGAUGAAUGGGGAUCUGCUCAUGAUGGGUCUAUGUUCCAUUACUCUUCUGGAUUGCAGGCUGUAAUGUUGGCUGCAGGGAUCUGCGACAGAGUUCAUGUGUUCGGGUUUGGGAAGUCGAGCUCUGCGAAGCAUCAUUACCAUACGAACCAGAAGGCUGAGCUUAAGUUACAUGAUUAUGGAGCGGAGUAUGAUCUGUAUCAUGAUUUGGUGCACAAUCCAAAGGCGAUACCUUUCAUUUCCGACAAGUUCAAGUUUCCUCCUGUAACGAUUCAUUAUUAG